Lycium ferocissimum is the source of this 918-nucleotide messenger RNA. RefSeq names its product probable glutathione S-transferase. Gene Ontology annotation, molecular function: glutathione transferase activity. The coding region runs from base 91 to 759 and encodes 222 amino acids. Gene Ontology annotation, cellular component: cytoplasm. The transcript is spliced from 2 exons. Lineage: Eukaryota; Viridiplantae; Streptophyta; Magnoliopsida; Solanales; Solanaceae. The record is from RefSeq and is a predicted model, not a curated record. Gene Ontology annotation, biological process: glutathione metabolic process.
AUAAAAGAAGAGCAUAAUUCAAGAGAGGACCAUCCACCGCUGAAAUUUGCUUAACAGAGUAAAUUAUCAAAUAAUAGCCAAAGUUGUCAUAUGGCACAAGUGAAAUUGCUAGGUUUUUGGUAUAGCCCAUUUACUCACAGAGUUGAGUGGGCUCUAAAGAUUAAGGGCGUGAAAUAUGAAUAUAUAGAAGAAGAUCGAGAUAACAAGAGUUCUCUACUUCUUCAAUCCAAUCCAGUUCACAAGAAAACUCCAGUGCUCAUUCACAAUGGCAAGCCUAUUGCGGAGUCUAUGAUAAUCGUUGAAUACAUUGAUGAGACAUUUGAAGGCCCUUCCAUCUUGCCUAAAGACCCUUAUGACCGAGCUUUAGCUCGUUUCUGGGUUAAGUUCCUUGAUGAUCAGGUGGCAGCAAUGGUGAAUGCUUUCUUACGCAAAGGAGAGGAGCAAGAGAAAGGUAAAGAGGAAGUUUGUGAGAUGUUGAAAGUAAUUGAUAAUGAGCUCAAGGAUAAGAAGUUCUUUGUGGGUGACAAAUUUGGGUUUGCUGAUAUGGCUGCAAAUUUUGUGGGACUUUGGCUAGGAAUUUUUGAAGAAAGCUCUGGAGUUGUAUUAGUGACAAGUGAAAAAUUUCCAAAUUUUUGUGCCUGGAGAGAUGAGUAUAUUAACUGCAGCCAAGUCAAGGAAUAUCUACCUCCGAGAGAUGAGGUGCUUGCUUUUUUCCAAGCUCGUGCUCAAGCUGCAGGUUCUGCUUCUGCUAAAAAAUGAACACAUCCUCAUCCAUCUCAUGAAGUAAUAUAUGUAUAAAUAUAUGUGUGUGUGUGUGUUGGAAUAAAACUGCAUAUCUAGGAUGAGUUCUGUAGAUCCAAUUAUGGAUACGUAUUAUGCAAAGAAAAAAAUUAGAAAUAUAUGUUUUUAUAAGAUUAA